Molecule: messenger RNA, 2083 nt
Organism: Rhopalosiphum padi (bird cherry-oat aphid)
Lineage: Eukaryota; Metazoa; Arthropoda; Insecta; Hemiptera; Aphididae
Product: alkaline phosphatase-like
Exons: 7
Coding region: 133-1797 (554 amino acids)
Biological process (GO): dephosphorylation
Molecular function (GO): alkaline phosphatase activity
Source: RefSeq, a predicted model, not a curated record
ACGAAAUCAAAACCGGUUUUGUUAGCUGUUACUGUAUAUAAUAUAAAACUACUGCCGUAGUAGGUAUUCUAGGUAUAGGUUAUACAAUCAUGUCAGUAUUCAUCAGUCGGCGGUUCUGUACUCAGCUUAACAAUGAAUAACAUCGGUUCGCUGGGUGUGACAUGGUUCACGUUUGCGUGCUGUUUGUUCUUCGCAAUUACAUACAACAGUCGCAAUGUGUACAGCUCGCAUGCCGCCAACGCGAAAGUUUACACGGAACAAGAUAGACAGUACUGGAUCGAAAACGCUAAGGAGAAGGUGACCGAGAAACUCAAGUACGUGAAUAAAAGAGGCGUCGCCAAAAAUAUAAUCAUGUUUCUGGGUGACGGUAUGUCGCUGACUACGUUGACGGCAUCGCGUAUCUACAAAGGUCAAAUGGAAAAACGUUCCGGUGAGAAUGAGUACUUGAGUUUCGAGAAAUUCCCAUUUGUUGGCAUGUCAAAGACUUACUGCGUGGAUAGGCAAGUGCCUGACUCGGCAUGUACGGCCACCGCUUACCUGUCAGGCGUGAAGACCAACUAUGAGAUGAUCGGGUUGUCGGCCUCAGUGAAGCUGAACGACUGUCCCGGGUCGGUGGCGCCCGGUAACCAGACACAGUCCCUAGCCGAUUGGUCUAUGGCUAAGGGUAAAGCUGUCGGACUGGUGACUACAACCCGUGUAACGCACGCAUCCCCCGCCGGAAUGUACGCGCACGCAGCAAAUCGGGAAUGGGAGUCGGAUGCUUACUUAGCAGAGGCGGCGAACCUAACUGACGUGACUCAAUGCGAGGACAUAGCCAAACAGCUAAUAACUAGAAGCCCCGGGAUAGACAUGAAGGUGAUAUUGGGUGGAGGUCGUGAAAUGUUUUUCCUUAAUAAUACAGAUCAUAAUGGAUCAAGAUCUGAUAUGGAUCUCGUACAAUUUUGGAAGAAAGAUAAAGCAAAACGUUUUGGAAAUGAUAAAUCAGCAUACGUUGAAAACAGAGAACAACUAUUAAAUGUUGACCCUUCUAAGACCGAUUAUUUAUUAGGUCUUUUCGAAGAAAGACAUAUGAAAUUUCAUUUGCAUGCGGACGCUAGAAUACAGCCCACUUUGACGGAAAUGACUAAAAAAGCCAUAGAAAUUUUAAAGAAAGAGAAAAAUGGAUUUUUCCUGUUCGUUGAGGGCGGACUUAUCGAUGCGGGGCACCACAAAACAAUGGCAAGAUUAGCGUUGGACGAGACGGUGGAGUUUUCCAAAGCUAUCCAACAGGCUGUCGACAUGACCAGUGAAGAUGACACACUGAUCGUCGUUACCUCCGAUCAUUCACAUACCAUGACAAUGGCAGGUUACCCAACGAGGGGCAACGAUGUUUUGAGUCUUUCGGGAUCACUUGGAUCCGAUAAUUUGCCGUACACUACGCUUAGCUAUGCUAAUGGUCCGAAAAAUCAUCAGUCCAAUGAGAAUUGCGCCCGUCAGGAUUUAUCCAAUGUUAACACAAAUGAUCCGUCGUUUACGUAUCCAAAUACGGUGCCAUUGAAAGACGAAACCCACGGAGGUGAAGACGUUAUGGUAUUCGCCCGGGGUCCUUGGGCCCAUCUGUUCUCUGGAAACUAUGAACAGAACCUUAUACCUCUGACGAUGGGAUUCGCGGCUGGUGUGGGACCGGCUGCCGGUCUGGAGAGUGGUCCAGCCGCGUUUACAUCUGCUGGACUUAGCGCCGCGGCCACCUCGUCGCCGCUCGCUAUACUCAUCAGUAUCUUACUGACGACAGCCGUUAUCCAGCGCGUUUGUUUGUAGACUAUACUUGAAACAUCCGUUUCUGAUUACAAUAAUAAUCUGUACAUUUUUUUCUAUGUAUAACAUAUGUCUUAACUAGUCACAAUGUGAUGGUGAAAUUUCAAUUUUUUAUUUAAUUUAUUUUUUUAUUUUUUAUUAUGCCAAAAGUCAUGAAGGUUUUGCUUUGACUUACUUUCAACAUUUUGAUAUUAUAUUUUUUCGUAAUUCUACACAACUCUACUCCGACCACAAUAAAUUCAAGUGAUACUAUCAACAUUUUUAUAUAAAUAAAUUGACAAAAUUAAUA